Messenger RNA from Pelobates cultripes (western spadefoot toad), 558 nucleotides. The record is from the annotation of a GenBank genome assembly. NCBI's taxonomy places the organism in Eukaryota, Metazoa, Chordata, Amphibia, Anura, Pelobatidae.
AUGGGAAGCAUGGUAACCCGAAUACAGGGAUUCUGUGGGAGGAUGGGCCCCAUGAAAGCUAGAAUUGUGAUGGUUGGAUUGGAUGGAGUUGGCAAGACAACAAUUCUCUACCAGAUGAAACUCAACAAGACCAUGUCCACUACCCCAAGUAUUGGGCAUCGCGUAGAGACUUUGGACCCAAUUUCAUUGGUGUCAUUCACUUUGUGGGAUGUUAGCGUGGGGGCUAAGGGAUGGCCAUUGAUUCGACAUUUUCUACCAGACAGUCAUGGCUUAGUGUUUGUAGUGGACAGUACAGAUUCUGAAAGAUUUGGUGAAGUCAAAGAAAAUUUGUUUUGUUUGGUUUUUGAAGACACGGACAAUCUACCUCUAAUUGUCCUCGCCAACAUGCAAGAUAUAGAGGGGGCACAUAGCCCAGCAGACAUUGCUCGUUAUCUGGAGCUUGAGAAAAUAAAGCAUAGAAGGUGGGAGAUAUGUGGGUGCUGUGGUACAGAUGGGAAUGGUCUGCUAGAAGCUUUUGAGAAACUUUCAUCCAUGGUCAAAGAUUGGAAACAAGUGUAG